AUGUACCACGAUAUCACACCAACUCCAGCUGUGACGGUGCGGCGGCGUCAACGGCAGCGCCCUGCGGUUCGUAGUCACUACAAACUCGACGAGGUCGCAGCGUUCAUUCUCGCUGGGGCCUCUGCUUCAUCUGCCGAAUCAACGCCGUUUCAACGCGUUGCACUGCAAUUUCCCGAUGAGCUACUUGAGGACGCCAUUGCUGUGACGGAGAUACUGAAAGGCCUCUUGUCCGAAAACCAGGGCUGCGCCGGUGGUGUGGAAAUCUCCACCCAUGGAGUUGAGAGAGACCGCGUAACAACUGAGGCGGUAAUGGUGAAUGACAAAAAAGUACGUCUUUUUGUCGUGGCUGAUAACACCUUUGGAUCCUGUUGUCCGGAUGAGAUUACUGCGCAGCACUACGGCAGCGACUGCAUCAUUCACUUUGGAGAUGCAUGCAUGAGUCGGUCCACACGUAUUCCAGUCUUUUAUGUGCAGGACGAGUUCCGGUUUGCCGCUCUUUCAGCAUACCCACAGGAGGAAGCGAGAGUGCUCUCAGUGCGUAUUCUGCUUUCUGCAGUGAGAGUACUGCGGCGUCGCUUGAAGGGGAUGUGCCACGCGUUGGAGGGAAAAGGGAUUUCUGCAGUUGUUUCUUUGGUCGUUGUUGGGAGUCAUCGCUCGCGGGGUAUUGUGGAUGCUGCCGCACGUCUUUGGGUAAGUGAGGCCCAGACAGCAACAUCCACCGACAGCAAAGUGUUAGUUGAGUGGUGCAGAUUCGACCCUGUUUCGGCGGCGACCCACAUACCGGACGCGUCCGUGCCUUCUUCUUCUUCUGCAGGACCCUCAUGGAUUAUCAACGGUGUGCGUUUCUCUCGUGCCGGCCCAAAAAUAAUCCAACGCUUUCUGUUUGUUGGCGCCUCCAGCGCGUUAUUGCCGCUUCAUCUUCUUAAUGUUCACCAGUACAACCUCUUUCACCACCCAGAGGAGUUGCGGGAAGCGGCGUUUGAUGCUGAGAACUCGCCUGCGCUCGCAAUACUUGAUGAGGACUUCGGUUGCGGUGCUGAAGGAGGUCCAAAGGAUGCGGCACUGGGCAAUGGUGAUGACGAUGACCUGCGGACGACGGACGCCGCAGUGGAGGCCCACUUGAACCGUAACGACAGCAAACUCGCUGCGAUUCAAGCAACGUUGAGCAAGCGGAUGCGGCAACGCGCGUUCAACAUGGAAUUGAUCCGCUGUAGUAGUGCGGUGGGAAUUGUUGUGGCUUCCUUGGCGAUUGAGGGUUACUAUGAAACGACAAUGCUGCUCCAUCGACUUCUCCGUGCCCAUGGAAAGCGGGCGUACAUUAUUUAUAUUGGGCAUCUAAACAAGUACAAAAUCGCUAAUUUUGUGGACACGGUAGACUGCUUUGUCUCGAUCGCCUGCCCGAAUAGCCGUGAGAGCCAUUUCCCUACCAAAGAGGAUGAUUUUUCAAAGCCAAUUGUGUCUCCCAUUGAGGUUCUACUUGCCCUGCGAACGGAAGACUGUGACGCACCGCUCUUUGGUCAUCCGGCCGUAUACAGUACGGCGUUUGACUCCGUUCUUCCGCUUCUGCGCGAAGCCAUGCAGGCAGUGGAGGUUGCGCGCGCUGAAAGGAAUACCUCCACCGUUGCGGUGCCAAUGGAAGGCGGGGGUGGCGCCGCUUUGAUUCGUGCGUCUGCUGGCGUGGUUGCCACUCAGGGCGCUAAUGGGGCCUUGGCUCGUCUUCACGAGCGUACCUUCGUUGGAUUGGAUCCGAAAAAGGGACAAACACCCGUGCAGGGGGAAAUACUUGAAGGACGCCAUGGGAUUGCGCGUGGUUACGCCACUGAAAGGGAACCGCAGGUAGGGAAGUCGUAG
Messenger RNA from Trypanosoma conorhini, 1851 nucleotides. RefSeq names its product putative diphthamide synthesis protein. Bases 1 to 1851 code for a protein of 616 amino acids. Lineage: Eukaryota; Euglenozoa; Kinetoplastea; Trypanosomatida; Trypanosomatidae. Gene Ontology annotation, biological process: protein histidyl modification to diphthamide. The record is from RefSeq and is a predicted model, not a curated record. Gene Ontology annotation, molecular function: 2-(3-amino-3-carboxypropyl)histidine synthase activity. The transcript has a single exon.